AUGACCUCUUCUAAUGCGGCCAGGGAAGAACAGGAACCUCUUUUGGCCCGGGGAGACAGAGUCCGGGAUGGCACAAGCACGGUACAAUCGCAGGCCUCGUCGCACCAGGUUCCUGUUCUUGUGUUUGGACUCAGACCAUGGAGGGAAAUAUCUGCCAGAUCCUCACCCCAUCGUCACGAACCCAGUCGCGGACCUGCGCUGCAAGGACGCAGAGGUGCAGGCCGAGCUGUGGCUGGUGUUGAGUUUGGCGAGCACCUUUGGUCUGCUGCCGACGCUACUGUUUAG
This is a messenger RNA of Metarhizium brunneum ARSEF 3297, 285 nucleotides long. The record is from RefSeq and is a predicted model, not a curated record. Lineage: Eukaryota; Fungi; Ascomycota; Sordariomycetes; Hypocreales; Clavicipitaceae.